UUGUACAGUCUUUGUAAAAGAGUUAUAAAAGUCAACUUCCUUUUCCCAAGGGAGUGUGUCCUUUGCCAUUGGCAGAUCUUGCGUCGUUGGGCGGAGGAGGGUGUGGGAGACAGGGGUACUAAAGGCAAGGGGGCUCUUUGGGGUGGGGUAUUGGAAGGAGCUCAACUUCACCCGAACUCCGAGCACAAUUAAGAAUUGUGGUCGUUAGAGUUACUCCAAAAUUCAACAUUUGCUGGGGAGUUGUAUUUUUGGCUUGUGAUAAGCCACCAUCGCAGAAGAUUCACCUGUUCUGACCUGACUGCUCCGUGCCAUGUCAUCCAAGACGAAGCACCUGAACUGGUCCGAUGGGAACAUCCGUGGUCGGCUCGCCGAAGUCGACCUUACGGAUCCGUCCAGACUUCCACGGGAUUCAAGAAGUUGGCUGAACUCCUCCACUCAUCUGCACACCUACACAGCCUCCACGGGGGUGGUCGCAGCAGGCCAGUACGGGCACACGGCUAUGUCUGUAUCCUUGGAUCCUAUGUCUGGGAAUACGGUGAGCGAGAAGGCGUUUGGCAUGACCGCCACAGACCUGUCCGGAGGUCAUGGGGACACUAGCAAGCCGCUGAAUGGACCUCAGAAGCACAGGCGCGUGGCAGCAAACGCCAGGGAGCGCAGGAGGAUGCACGGGCUUAACCGUGCGUUCGACAAACUCAGGAGUGUCAUACCGUCUCUUGAAAACGAGAGAAAGUUAUCCAAAUACGACACGCUCCAAAUGGCACAGAUUUACAUCGCCGAGUUGUCUGAGUUGUUGGACGGUAUCGGGCAAUCGGAGUGUCGAGGACCCAAAAGUACAUGCAUGCCCCAGGACAGCCUGAGACGAGAGACAACGCUUCAGACAUUUUCACCUGACAGUCUGGUGCGCACGGGCCUCGUUUACGCAGUGGAGCCUAGUCCAUCCAGCGUGCACCUGAUGGGACACGCAGGGGACGGCGAGGACGCAGUCGGGCACUUGCUCAUACUGUCAACGUCCAAAUCAGAUUUUACGAAGGACAAAAAUGAGUGUGCCGGAUCCAACGGCAGCGAUGGGGAGUCUUCACACCUAAGUGAUGCAGAGGACGGUCACGCCACUGCUCACUGACGAAAAAAAUAUUCUGUCAUUCCAGUGGACUGUAUCAAUGCAAGACUGCACACAUAAAACAUAGCAACUGCUAAGAAAAAUGACGACACUGUCUGUUUUAGGAGACAAAUUAAACCAAAUAGAUGCUAUAGAGAUUUUACAAUAGUGAACAAUAUCUCAAAAUCCUCUGUCCAUGUACUAUAUGAAAAAGGUGUGCAAAUCUUGCACAUUCUUUGCAUUAUCUGGAUUUUAGUAUAAAGACAUUUUAUGUACAGUAUAAGCAGGCCCUUUAGUUGCACUUUAUUGCUUCCACUUUAGUCCAGACCUUAGUAAUGUCUUCACAAAGUUUGCCUAAUGUUGUC
This is a messenger RNA of Engraulis encrasicolus (European anchovy), 1461 nucleotides long. RefSeq names its product atonal bHLH transcription factor 1b (gene atoh1b). The record is from RefSeq and is a predicted model, not a curated record. Gene Ontology annotation, cellular component: nucleus. Gene Ontology annotation, molecular function: protein dimerization activity; DNA-binding transcription factor activity, RNA polymerase II-specific; E-box binding. The coding region runs from base 311 to 1120 and encodes 269 amino acids. Gene Ontology annotation, biological process: sensory organ development; axon development; positive regulation of transcription by RNA polymerase II. The transcript has a single exon. Lineage: Eukaryota; Metazoa; Chordata; Actinopteri; Clupeiformes; Engraulidae.